Molecule: messenger RNA, 19544 nt
Organism: Xyrichtys novacula (pearly razorfish)
Lineage: Eukaryota; Metazoa; Chordata; Actinopteri; Labriformes; Labridae
Source: the annotation of a GenBank genome assembly
AUGGGAAGCCGACGAGUAAGUGCACCGCGCUGCGAUUGGACGAGAGGCCUUAAAGCCGCAGAGGAGUCCCACGUGGGGGCAGAGUUGAAUCUUCAAAACAAGGCUGCUCUCAGACAUGGCUGAUGUUCAUAUCAGACAAAGGCAAUCAUCUCGUCUCCCCCCGCAGUGCAACUAUUACACAAAUGCUGAUAGGUAGAGGCGCGCGGGCGUGUUGUGAAAGCAGCGCGAGAUAUUUAAGGCAAAAUAAUGCACGACGAGUCGGCACAAUUGAGAGGAUAUCAUCGAUCGAUUGGUCAUUAUUGUGUCCUUCACGGUGUAUGGGGAGUUUAACCUGCACCUUACUGAUACUCUUUGAGAUUUCACAGCAUGUCGCUUCACAUUUUAUAACACUAGUAAACAAUAAAGUUCCGGUAUAACCCUCUUUUUUCUCCUCAAACGGAGAGACAAAUUCAAGACUCGUUGUUGCACCUAACACCUCCCUCCCUCCUUCCCUCUCCGUCCCGCUGGUGGUGGUCUCUCUCACCCCAAAACUCAUCAACUUUAUUUGUGCGGCUAAAAAAAACACCCUAAUGAGAGGCGGAUGUGGAAUUUGUGCUGUCUCUGUCAAAUUUGGAUAUCAUCGUCGGCACAUCAAUGCCUGCUGCCGCUGCUGCUGCUGUUGUUGUUUUACAUGGUGGGACGGACGGAUGAUGCCUUGUGGAUCCGCGGGAUGAUGUCAUGUAUCGUUGCACCCCACGUGGGGGCCGUCGCUCUCCGAUAGGCAGAUGUGGCCGUAUUCCUUCCGAGUAAUCCGAUUGGACAGAUAGGCUCUUUCACGGCAGUUCAGCCCUGCUGCCUGUGUGUGGCAACCGGGGUAAGCUGGACAACUGGGGGAAAUGCGAGAUUGUGGAGAGUACCAUGUUACGCUUUUAAAGAAUCUCCAGCUUCUUCGAGUCGGAAGACAGAUUUUUUGGAAGCGUAUUUAUGUAUUUUCUCUCUCUUUUUGGGAUUAACCAGCCACAAAAGGCGCGCGUUUCCUCGGAGGGUUCGCGGCUGAGAAUAAAGUAGUUUAAUCGAGCCCGACCGCACCAAAUUUUCUCCCAACUGCUCCCUCAGUGUGGCGGGGUGCGCUCCGGAGAGAGAGAGGAUGCUUGUCGAGAUCUGCGUCCACCACCACGCUUACAUUACGAGGGAUUAAACGCAUGAAUUAUAGCCUACUCUGUUUUUCUUCAGGAACAAAAAGUCGCACGGACGGGCAGGAUACGCACACGGGUAUGUAUUUACCAGAGCUGUUGAUUUCUUCCUUAGUGUGUUUUCUUUCUUGUUUGGGCGUAAGCUCAAACAGCGCACCGUUUCCAUCGCUCUCCGCAGCAGAGUCAAACAGGAGGUGAAGCCAGCUGCCCUCGGCGCUGGCCUGCCUGGAGUGGAGGUCUGUGUUCAUUUGACGGACAAAAUGUAAAAGCGAUAGAUCCACAAACUUGCGACUUCUACGCACGCAGUUGCAUUUUACGCAACAGAACUGGCACCUUUAUUUGUUUGGUGUGUUUUGAGUAAGGUUUUGUUUUGAGUGUUUCGCUGGCCACUGACCGAAUAAGGUCAACCAAGAAGACAGGAGCGAGGGUCUUUUGCUGAUUUUUUUUUUGAGAGCCACUUUGUUUUUUCCUGAUUGUCUUCAAACAUCGUGUAUAAAAAAAUGUUGUUCUGUUUUAAAGCCUUUAGAUUAAAACGCGUCAUCUUUCAAUACAGGAUUUUCACGACCUCCUCCCCCCCUUACCCCCACCCUUGUCUGCUGAGACCGGUGAGGCUGUGAGUACAUUUCAACCAUUUUGCCAAAAGACCUGCACACUGGAGACAUAAACAAAGGAUACAUUACAAGAUGUAUCCACAAGGCCGACAUCCGGUAAGAAGCGCUUCCUCUACACUUACUAUAGCUGACAUAUUUAUCUUACAACACCGAUGUUGACAUUGUUCCUGACUGUGCUUCCCCCCCCAUCUGAAGUCAGCCGCACAAAGCGUUUUCCACCUUUCAUACAGCUCAUCACAUUUCAAUAUCAAAACGCAUUUAUGCUACACAGAAUCUGCACUUAGUGGUAAAUGGAGGCAGAUGGUUUGCAUGCCUGGAGAUGUUCACUCAGCCAUACACUAACAUAUGACUGUGCUGAGUAAGAAAAGCGCAGUUCACUUUUAAAAUCACAUUUCAUUUUCAGUGUGAAAACCUAUUCAUGUAGUGUUAUUAGCUUCUGGAGGUGUGAAGCAGAGCCACCUCUUUUCUGUGGUAAUGUCUUACUCACCGGUGCAGAGGAGAUAUUAUCCUGAAAGUAGUCUAUAAUGUGAGAACUAUUCAGCUCCCCUCAGCAGCAUGGGGCACACAAUGCAGGAAAAAAAGAUGAAUAAAGUUUUCUGUGACUGGACUGAUGUGAUUUUCUUUUCUCUUUUACAACCUCCUUUCAGGCGCCGCAUCAGCCUGGCCAGCCCGGCUUCAAAUUCACCGUAGCCGAGUCUUGUGACAGGAUAAAAGACGAAUUUCAGUUCUUGCAAGCCCAGUAUCACAGGUAAUGAUUGAAACACAUCGUUUUAUGGCAGUGUCAACAGUCACUCCUCGUGUAAAUGUAAUAGUUCAGGCUAAUAUUUGGUUGUUGACUCCUGCUGGAAUGAAAGAUGACUUUGCUGCCAAUUGGUUAAGUAGGAUUGAGUUAUUAAAGUGAUAAAGAUGCCUGAAAUUGACACCUUGUCUACUAUUUUAGUCUUAAGGUGGAGUACGACAAACUGGCCAAUGAGAAGACGGAGAUGCAGCGCCACUAUGUCAUGGUAAGAUUAUGUUACAAUAGAGCCAAAUUAUAGGUCCAAAUUUGCAAGGCUUGUUGAAGUUGUAGUCAGGGUGGAACAAGAUCAGCUAUUGUGAUCACCUGUGUGGUUGUUAGGGCGGGUUGAGUGUCAGGUACAGGCCUGUGAAAGCCCCCAGGGGGGUUUGAUGUGGCUGGUUGUUGCAGCAAGCUCUUCCUGACAGGCGGGUGGUGGGCGGCAGUGGGCUGGAGCUCCAUUAUAGCUUGCCCCUGAUCUCCUAGGGUCGAGCGCGGCAUUGCCCUCUGUGCGUGCUGAUCUGAUUAUUCUCCUAGGAGACUCCACGCUCACACAUAUGCACGGCCAUAAAUUAGGUGUGAGCUGAUGGUGGAGGGCUGGAGCAGUCAGUGUGGGAAAAUGCACCACAGCAAACAAAAUGGAGGACGCGAAGAACAUGCUGUAGUUUGUUGUGCACUGAAGUAGCCCAAAUUAUUAGUUAUGUUUGAGCUGCAGAAAAACAUAGGUGUGCCAGGGUAUGAUGCAGGAAUUUAGCUGAGACAUGAUGCAAUCAGAAGGUUUCCUCUGUGGCUGCGUGCCCUGUUGUCCCAGGUAAACACACCGGGGAUGAUUUAAACCAAUACAUGCGAGCUUAAGUUAAACAUUCUUCUCACAGGAAAACAACAUGUCAGCCUGACAGGAGGGAGGUUAGGCAAACAUGUAGGGAAGUAUCCCACAGCCAGCAGCAGUGUCAGGUUACACUUCGGCUGCGAGGCUCUGAUCUCAGACAGAAUGGCUCUCUUGUUUGAGAGUAAUUUUCGAAGAAGCUAAUGGACUGAAUAAUGCAUUGGCCUCAUCAAAUAGACGCUGACUGGAAAGCCAUUUCUGCCCCGACUGCCACUUGUGGGCUCUACGGAUUACAUUUCAGCCAGACAGACUGACCUGGCCUGAGAUAUCAAGAGUGUUGAGCAAUUGCGUUACGCUAAGUAAACAGACAUCCUGGAGAUCUGAGGGCUUGAGGUGAUGAUCAAUAAAUCUGACCCUUUCUUCUCUGUGCCCUCACUAUAAACAGCAAAACAUUGAUUUAUUGACUAUCCGCUGUUAACUGCUCAAUGGACUUCCUUUCCAUCUGAUCAAAGUUUUUCACAGUUCUCUGCCGAAGCCUGAUAGUAUUAAGAUUGUAAUCAAAAUGUUUGAAACCAUUCGCUGAUGUAAUUAGUGGAGUGAACAACUCAAACAUGAAUUUGUGGUUAUAAACAGCAGCACGUUACAGAUGUGAUUAUGGGUGCAGUUCAUUAAAUGUUGGCAAAACUUGAUUGUAAUUCUGACUUCUAUGUGUUUAUUAAGCACAAUUGUUUCUUUGCUUUCCUUUCAGUAUUACGAGAUGUCCUAUGGGCUGAACAUAGAGAUGCACAAACAGGUAGGUACCAUCCUGUUCAUCAUAUUUUGCAGCUCAGUGGUUUUCCACAGUGUCAGGGGGUUGUGAGACCCAGGGGGGAGCUGAUAGACUGUGUACUGAGCAGCGCUAAUAGGCUGUAAACACACAGAUUUGCUGCACACAAACAAGACAGAACAAUUGCAAACUUGUACCUCCACUUGAGCAAUUGCUGUGAAUGUUUUUGUUACACUUGCCGUGGUGUAAAGUGUGGAUUGUCUCAGCAUUGUCAUUAGAUUAAAGGCAGACUUUGGCAGGCUGAUUAAAGGGAGAGGAUUGCUGAUAGGUCAGUGUUUCUUCUUUACAUGAACAGUCAUUACGAGACAGGGGCUAAAGUCCCUUGGUCACUGAAUGGGCCCUUAUCUUUAUCAAAAAGAUCCUCUAUCUGCUGUUGCUGCUUAGAUCAAUCAAUCCGAGGCCCAUAGAGAUAAAGAUUGUAAGAAUAAGUAACCCUGAAAUUCCCAUGCAUGCGGCUCUUAAACCAGUGAGGCCGUCCCCUUUCCUGCCACAGCCCAGCUUGGUUAAUGACAGCGUUGGCAGCAUGGCAGAUUGGUGCGGUGUAGUGAUCUAUCAGUGUCGGGGGACCGUGUGUCACACUGCCUCGUGUCUGUCAGGGCUCGAGCCGCUCUGAUAGCCUCUGUCAGGCACUUAUCGCCAACCAGGAGAAAGAGGUGGGGGAUGGGAGCCGGAGAGACAUGUAGGGGAAUAGAGCUGUGGGGGAGGGGCUCGACAGCCCAGCUCUGUGUAAACAGGUUAAUCGACUGAUCCAUUUUAGCGCCUGACUUUUAUCAGGAACCUCAACAGAGCUGAUGGAAGUGCUUGAAUAAUUCAUCAGUGGGGCCCUAACCUGCUGAACGGCGUGUUUGUGAGCAAACAGUGUGGGCCCCAUCCAUGCAGCGACCCUAGCUUACAGCUUGGAUGGAGGAGGGAGAGGAGGAGGAGAAGAAUAAGAAGAUGGGGAGUGGUUAACAGUCAGGGUUGGGAUGGAUUAUUGGAUGCACAUAGGCAUAUUAUUUCCCUGCCAGGAGAUUUAUUCCACAGUGAGGAAAUCCAUUCCUCUUACUGUGCCUUUUUCAUUACUGUGCAGGAGCAUAAUUCAGGUUUCAGGAUGCACACACCGACACAGCUAGAGCGGAUGUGGCAACGAAAUAUCUAAUCCUGCUCUCUCAGCCAUCACUAUAUGUAGAUAUAAACAGCCAAUUUCUGCUGCAGGAUGUUAGGCAGUAAUUACCCUCAUCUGGUGCUUGUUUUUCAAGAGCUGUGCAAAUCUCAUUCCCAUUUGGCUGUUACCUGUACUCCUAACUCAGAAAUAAAAGACCUAUGGCUCUGAGAGUCCCUAAGUAGCAAACUAUCUGCCAUACACGAAGCCAAAGGAAACUUUGUCAGCCAGCAGACUUCUGCUGUUUAUACAGACGAGGUGUGCAGUGAAAUGUGGUUGGACAAACUGUUGCUCUCCAAACCAUCAGCGCUCCCACAUCACCAGUCUGUCAUGUCGGGCUGGACUGGAGGGUAAUGAUUACAGGGUGUGAGCUCCUGGAUGUCAGGUCCACUUAAAAAACCAGAAAGUAUUGUUUUUUUACAGUGCAGAAGGCUGUGGUUCUGGGAUGUUUCUGUAGGAAUGAUUAUAUUGUUUUUACAUCGCGUUUGCUCUUAAAAUCACCUGACUGACUGAUGUAUCUGACAAGCUUAAUUACAGUCGUGACUCAUGUGUCCACUUAAGCAGGCUUUUGGUCUUACUUCAAUCAAUACAGAUAACUUAAAAUGCCAAUUAGAAAAUGUGUUCUGGACUUUCCUCAUAUUAACAAAGGCUCUAGGGUUUUUUUUGCUACAUCUCAGUUUAAUGAAAAUGUGCCUCAUUUUCUGGCUUAGAUGAGCAGCCAGUGAAGUGUUAGUCUAAUUUUCCUCCCACUACAAAAACCAGAAAAAAGGGGUGACGCUGCCAUCUUAGACAAAUUGGGGGCCUUCGAAAUCUGACAAGUCAAGUAUUGUUUAUGGAUGGAUCAUGUGGCCAGCACUGCCAGUGGUUUCUCCCUCUGUAUUUAAUACUCAUCAGUGUCUCAACUCUAUUUUCCCACUGCUGAUAGCAACAGGCGAAUGAAUACCUUUCCGCACGCUAUUGACAAGCCAGCCUGAGAGUGCUCUUAAAGUGGUGCUACACAGGUCCGAGUACCUGUAAUUGUGUAGCAGCAGCGCAAAUCUGGCCUCUCAAGGGCCAAGCUGUCAUCUACUUAAAGUGACAACAGCCCCAUUUUUAUCUGCCUGCAGAGCAAAAAAAAAAAAAAAAAAGAUCCUGCCUGCACUGCACUGUAUCUAUAUUGACAGCAGUAGCGAGCUGAGUUGAUGCGUUUUGCGUGUAUUUGCAUGUUGUGUGGUGAGAGUGUAGAGGCUGCCAGUUGUUUAGGGCACAGCGGAUCAGCAACCUCCUGACCUCUCUCAGCCAGCUGUCACCAUGACACUAAGCUACAGAGGAAUGGACUGUGCGCUCAAGGCCUUUUCGCAAAUCCUGUCAAAUGUUCGACUGCUAUUGACAUGGCUUAUCUCUACAAACAUGGAUUAUACAGGCUCUGUAGCUUUUCAACUAUUUCUGAGGGCGUUCUUGAGCUCUUGCAAGAGCACUUACUACAUUGUAUUAAUACUAAUGCCCAUAAAACCUUUAUCUAACCCUCCGGUGCUUUAUUGGUUGUAGGUCACAUUUAUUGUGAGUGAGAGGAGAUCGGAGUCCAGUGUCCGCAGACAGUAAUCAAGUUAUAAUAGGUGUUAUCACAGUGGACUGUUGUACUUUGUAUUGCUUAUGUUGCCUCAUAUUUGAUCCACAUUAUUGCCUCUGAUCCAAGGCUUUACUUUGUUUCAUGUGAUAUUUCAUCUUCGGUUUGCUGUUUGUCAGGCAGGCUUGCUCGGCUAAGUGGCUGUCCAUGUUGCAGCUUGGGUCAGCAGGUCCUGUUCUGUUGGACAUUAUUCUCCAAUCUCUCUGGCUCUGCUCAGAGGUAAUACGUCUGGCUGCCAAAACUGCCUGGCAUUUCUGCCAUGUGUAAUAAAUAAGCUGGCGGUCUGCAAAGUACAUUGUGUGUGCUGCUCCAAAUGAAAAAUCGGAGAAAAUCCCUGUGAUGUGUUUGUGUUCCACAGUGGCCUUGGGUUGAACUGCAGCUCAUAAAUUCCAUAGAUGAUGGAGCUUUGGCACUGUUAUUUUUCUGCUCCCAGCUCAGAGCUUCAACCUGAGAGUCUCAUCUCCCAUCUCUGGAAGAAGAAAGAGGCAGAACAAUCUGGCUAUAUAUACAGUGUUUUUACAGGGGGGGUGCACUAACCUCUUUCCAUUGCUCUCCUUUCUUAUCCACCAUUCAUUUGCUACGUUCAUGUGAUCGACAGGCUGAAAAUUCAAUUUAAUGACCUGCCUUCAAGCCCGUAAUAUGAUUUUAAAGCCUGUUACGGUCAAGCAGAGGUGCCAUUUGCAUAAUGAUCCCAGCAAGAUAGGGCUGCAGCCGUUGCCAUGGCAGUUGGUAGACAAGCGGAAGAAUGGAGGCAAGGCUGUGUGCAUGGAUGGGAAGUUGGGAGGGCGGAAGGCUGGGCGGCUGAUUGCGGCAAGGAGUAGCUCAGGGCUUUGGUCUUGGAAAGGCAAAGCUCAAACACAGUGCACACUGGUAGCUGUCUUCUAAUGGUAUUGAUCAUAGCUUUGAGGUGCUCUUGGGGUCAUUAUGGUUUGUAAAGUUUGCUCACUCUGCAGUUCUGACCCUUAAUGUAAAUUGCCUGCAUUGUCACAUGUAAGUAAACAGUGCAGUCUGGUUAGCAGGCCUUGCUUCCUGGGGUGCGGUUGUGUGGUUUAACUCUGAGGUUAACUGCAGGACAGCGCAGUUGCAGAUGAGAGGAAGGAGGGCAGACUGAGAGAGGAUCCUCUCAGCACAGCAGCACUCUGCCUGCUCAUAUCCGUUUAGCAUGGAGUGCACUCUCAGCACAGCUGUGCUCCAUCCCCCUGGGCUCUCCUAAUGUUUUAAAUAUUUCAAAUGUCAAUAUCACGCUGUUUAGAGGAUGUUGAGUCAAGCAGUUCUGAUUGCCGCAGUAAUUGACUUAAUCGGUGUAAACAUUAAAGGCGGGGUUAGAUGAAGUCACUGUCUGUGUCAUACUUUAUCAUCUCAUUUUGAUCCUCUUUUGUUUUUCAGACGGAGAUUGCCAAACGUCUCAACGCAAUUUUAGCUCAAAUUAUGCCUUUCCUGUCUCAAGAGGUGAGUUUUGAACAUAGCUAAAAGUGUCACUAAAAAUACAGUCACUUAUUGUUUCCUGGAUUUCAAAGACUCGACUUUUAAAAAGAUGUCAAGUUAAGCAAUUUUGAGUAAUUGUUCGUGGCCCUCUCUUUGAAAACUAGAGCAGCAUUAUUAAAAUAAGGUGUGAAAUUCAAUUAGAUUAGAGUGGGUGUGUGAAAGAAGUUGACAUGCCUCAAUCUUUUUUUGUAAAUGUCUCCCCACAGCACCAACAGCAGGUUGCUCAGGCAGUGGAGCGGGCAAAGCAGGUGACUAUGACCGAGCUGAAUGCUAUCAUCGGGGUACGUGGACUUCCCAAUCUGCCUCUCACCGUGUGUAUACCCCCUUUUAUUCCUUUAUUUGACCUUUUUAUUUGGGACAAUCUUGCACAUAAGAUAAUCAAUAGCUAUAAAUCUUGCUUUUCAGUGUCUUUUUUUAAGUAGUCUGAACUGUUGGGUAAAUACAAUGUGAUACACCAAACACUGGAGUAGAAUAUUAGAUUUUCAUCUUUUUAAUCAAAGGUUUAUAUAUAUUUUAGUACGCAUUUCUGUUCCUUACUCAGACUAUAUGCAUCACAAAUGCGGCUCCAGAGAGCUGGUCUUAUGCUCCGCCUUGGUCUCUGUGGCAUCUUCACUGCCUUGUUGUGUGUUUAUAAAUGCAAGCCUGAGAGCUCUCGAGAUCCCCUUUGCAGCCUGUAUUGCUUUAAUUGGCAAAGGUUUUAACGAGGAGCCUCAUCCCUCAUGCUGACCUGGAUAGCUGUGGGAAUUAAAAGGCUGAGGGUGAGCAGAACACAGCCUGCGCUGCAAGUUAUCAGAUACGGUACCAACAGCGGACAGCCAUCAGGGCUCUGAAGCACAGCUCUCUUUGCUCACUACAGCACUGAGCAGUAAUGUGUGGUGUUCAUCCCCGCUUCAAAACACCAUCUGCUCCUCAUUGAUCAGCUGUACUCACCCUGCCCUCGUAAAACUGAACUGAUGUGGUGUCACCCUCGAUCCAAUGUUCAGACUAUUGGUGACCUUAUUACUAUGGUUGAAUCUUGCAGAGUCUUCAGCAUGCAGGAGAGGAAGGUCCAAAAGGCUGACUUUAUUGGAAUUCAAUUAAUGCCCCCUGUGUGACCUUUUGUUCCAGGGUAAUUGCUGAGAAUCUACCUGAGUAGAUGUCUCUCAAAAUGAUGGAGAGCCUUUUGUUUUUAAACAUCUACUUAGGCGGCUGCUGUGUUACCCUUCCAUGUCCAUGUCAGCUGUAAACAGCCUUUGUUCCAGGGAAAAGCUGCUUUGAUCUGUUGGUCUUCCUGUGUAUGCCGCUGUUAAACUACAAUAUUUAAAUAUGCAGUUCUUUGAAAUCAGUAGUUUCUGUCCUUUCACUAUUGCUCUCUGUUGACUUCCGUUGGAUAAGUCUCAUUGAGAGGGAACAACUUAAGUAGUUAAGCCGAAACUAGUCCUUUGAUAAACAGAUAGGCUAUUCUCAAUGAGCAGGAGACAAAGCUGGGGAGUCAGUCCAGGAGAGGUGCUAAGAUGGUGUCUGUUACCGUCUGUCUGUUACUGGUUCAGCAAUGCUUUGUUUGCUGACUUACCUGUUGUUUCAUUUGUGUCUGUAUCAACUAAUUGAUCAUACUUAAGUGGAUAACCAAGUGUAGAUGGAGAGGCAAGAGAUGAGAGUUGUUCCUGAUGUUCUGCGUAUUUAAUAAGGGUGGGAGAAAAAAUCGAUACAGCAUAGUAUCCCGAUAUUUUGUCUAAUGAUAUAUCGUAUCGUCUCAUUUACUAAGUAUCGAUUUUUCAAAUUAAUUGCUAAUAUGAAGUCAAAUCUAUGAUAAUGGAAAAAUAAAACCAAGUGUUUGUCCGGUGAGGUUGGCAAAGGUGACCUCACAGAGUAGGAGAAAGUUUGUGCAACAAACAUAUAUAUAUAAGGUUUGCAAGAUGUGCUACAUGAAGAUAAAAUACAGUGUAAAUAAGACAAACAUAAAGGAAAGCCAAAUGGUAAAUUAGCUAAACAGCUGAAAAAAUUGUACAGAUCGCAGUAUAUUGCAUCACUGUAUUGCAGAAUGCUAAAAACUGCAACAAUAUCGUACCGUGGCACAAGUAUCGUGAUAAUAUCGUAUCGUAGGGCCACGAGUGAUUCCCACCCCUAGUAUUUAAUCCAUUUCAUCAUUUACUUUGUCUAGUAAACAAAAAUAAACUUAUUAUCAUUAUAGAUCCACAUUUUAAGAACUAUUAGAUAACUCCAUUCAUGACAUAAAUAUGUGGUCCUUUUAUUUUACUAGAGUCAUAGGCCUCCACCUAAACCAGUUGGGGUGCCUAUGUCUGAGGAGGUGGAAAUGUAGCUACUCUAUGUUUUACGAAUGUCUGUCUAUUAGUUAUUCAUUGAGGAGAAGCUCUGCAGGCAUGCCAAAAUCCUCAUGCAUAUUGUAAAGCAAGGUGGGGUGAAAGAGCGUGCCAGGCAGACAGGCAGCAUCCAGGAGCCAGCUGCAUGCCUUAUUGAUGGGACUGAGGGCCAUUAAUAGGAUGCAACUAGGGCAUCUGCUUGUGAGGAGAUGAACCUGACAGGGGUUGCUUCCUGUUUGAUUAGAAAACACACAAAUACUGAACUCAGCUGAGGAACAGUCUAGUCAAGAACCUUUUUCGCAGUGAGUGACAGCUGUGGUAAACCACACGGUGUCUUUGGAAAAGUGGUUUGGUUGGUCUGAUGCACCAUCAUUUGCAGUAAAAAAUGAUGGUGAGAGGACAGCUGUAGCUCUGACCUUUUUGUCCAAUUUCAGCAGCAGCAGCAGGCUGCCUACCAGGCUCUCGUGAUCAGUGCCCUCCACAAGUAUCUGUAUGUGUGUGCUUUUGUCCGUGCACUCGGAGUGUUUGUUCACAGUUGGACUUAAAGUGGGUUUGCAUGUUGUGUGACACUGUCCCUGAUCAAGCACAAUACAUUUCACUGUAGUCAGUGCACUAAGUACACUUGAAACUACUACAAUAUACAAUUUGCUUUAUUUUGCCUUUGUCUGUGUUUUUACAGUAGCUGUGCACACUAGAAAAGGGGCAAAGAGUAGGUCUUUAUCUUGGAAUAUUAAAUUAGAGGAAAUAGGCCAGACUCCUUUCUUUAUUUAUUAUUGUCUUCAUUUAUGGCCCUCUAAUGAGGGCUCUCGCUGAUCAACCAUGCAUAUUACCCAUCAGUGCCUCAUUAAACACAAUGAGCAAGGAUGGCUCUCCCUUGCCAAUGAACUGGCUCCUUAAUUUCCCUCAUGGACACAAUAUUAUGACACACUCCUUCGCUCUUUCUCUCUUCCUCUCUGUCUGUGUGUUCGGGGUAUAUUUUGUAAUUGGAUUGACAUCUGCCCUAUGGAGCAAAGGACAUAGUUGGAAGUGAAACCUUGAGAUUAUACCAAUCUCAUAUUCUCUGCCUUUGGGGCAGAUAUACAUCAGAGGGCAAUAAGCAAUUAAAAAGACCCUCCAGGUAUGAUUUCUCAAAUACUACAUUUUAGUACUAUUUGUCCUUUGAAAGAUCUGAGAUGGAAUUUUCUGAAAAAUAAGAACUGUAGUGCAAGUUCCUACAGCCAAUGUAUUUUUCCGUGUAAGUCUGGCUCACCUCAUUGCUCUGUGUGUUGCACCACCUCCCCAGUCAUUACAAAGUGCCUAAUAUUCCUGAAAUGGCCAUAAAUGGCCCCUGAUUGAAGUGGGCCUUGUAAAAGAGAGGUGGUGCACGCUGUAACAGCAGCUGAAUUAUUCAGCUGGCUCGUAGACGGGUAAUAAAUUGCUGAUGUUUUUAUUGGUGUCUCAGCUAAGUAUUAUUUAACCUUGCUUUAAACUGCUUACUUCCAUGCUGAGUGCCUUUUAACUCCCAUCCAUUUCCCUGUGCCUUUCAAAUAUUGAUGGUGAAUAUUGGAGGGUUGACUGAGUGCCAGCAUGGGACCCCUGGUCCUGGCUCCCGGAACUGCCUUGCAGACGUACACACAAACACACUAACACUCACGCUCAAAAACCCUCCGGGGAGAGAGAAGUAGUGCCGGCUUCUGGCACUUAGUGUUCCCCUGGUCUCUUAAAGUUUGGGUGUGCAAAUGAUUCAUGUUCUGUUAAUCCGGGAACAUGAAUAUGAGAGGAGUAAAUAGAUGCUGGUUGUGUUUUUGAAGUGUUUAUAAAGCAGGUAGUUGUUUAGCCCACAGGCUUUCAGAUUCCUGCUCAGCUUCAUGUUCCUUAAGAGGAUCCCUUAACUCGCUCAUGGCAGCAGUGCUGUAGAGCUGCGGUAUGAAAAGUGCCAGUUUACCUGAUACAAAAUGAUCUCUUUAGCAUGAAGCUGUGGUUAGAUCAAACUUUGCUUUUUGCUGUUUGACACUAAUUUAAUAAAAAAUAUUUCCUUUGUAUAAUUUAGUCUACUAAUCAUGCACCACUUAUGCUGUGUGAGUGUAUGCCUCAAGGCCCUGUGUUUCCUGCACCAGACGUGUUGAGCAGUUGAUUGUUAGUCAUAACUUCUCCUCAGCACAGAUCUGAGGCUUAUGCCACUCUGGCCUGGUAUGGAAAAACCACAGAGGGGGAUUGCUGUCUGAUCCUGACAGUAAUAGAUGUGUGAAUGUGCUAAUAUCAUCCAGGGUUUAACUGAUCAGCCUUAUGUUUAGUGUGUGGUUUCUCCUCGCCUUUUCCCUCCGACCCACUUGGUGUCUGUCUGUCUUUCUCCCUGUCUACUCACAGCAGCAGCAGCUCCAGGCGCAGCACCUCUCCCACGCUGCUCACGGGCCUCCGGUCCAGCUUCCACCUCACCCUUCGGGCCUGCAGCCGCCGGGCAUCCCCCCUGUGACUGGCUCUGGAUCAGGCCUUCUGGCACUCGGAGCCCUGGGUAGCCAAGCCCACCUUCCAGUAAAGGACGAGAAGAACCACCACGAUCUGGAACACAGAGGUGAAGAGUGAAGCUCAGACGUAAAGCUGCUUAACAAGUUUACUUCGAUGACCUGAAACAUAUAUUAAUUUAACAUUAUUGCAGAGAUGUUAAACAGGGGGAAAUCUAAUUUAGUGUGGCGUGCUUCUCACUCUCUAGAGCAGAAUGGUAGGGCCCUUAGGUGAGGAGCUCAUCCUGUCGGUUCACAUUCUGUCUGGGUAAUGAGCUGGUACAUUCCCAGCCCAUGACUGCAUAAGCUAUUCAACAGCUCCAACACACGGCAAUAAGAGGGGCCUUGUGCCCCGCAGUUGAUUCUCACACGUUCAGCCAGAAGCAUCUGUUAUGAUAUGCUAACUGACUUGUUUUUCCCUUUGCUCCACUUGCUUUCAUCAUCACCUUGGCCCCUGUUGUGACGUCUGUUGGACAGAGAGCACGGUGAGUGUCCAAACACACUACUAUCCCUGCUGCAAUGCUUGUCUGUCCCAUAAACCUUUUUCAUCCUUGCUGCAAAAGUCAAGUCAAAAUUCUUUACUAACAGCAUGCCGCUGGUGAUUUCAUGCACUGUUGUAAUCUGCUUUCAAUAAAAUGAUUAAUUGGAAAUGAGGUUUGGAAUAUAAGUCCUGUGCUUUUAAUCCAGAAGGGAAAUGACUGGUAUCAUGCUGGAGAGAUUAGGAGUCUUGUAAUUUCAUCACAAUUAAAAAAAGACUUGGACUUCCCCUUCUUAAAGGAUUUAUUUGAUCCCUUCUACUGUCUCCCUUGUUUACCAGCUCACUCUUUCUCCUCCUUGGCAUGUGAUGAAUAUUUAUGAACACAAAUGGAGAAUUGUUUUGUUUUCUUUCUCUCCACCCCGUCUGGCUGGAGCUGCUAAAGCGUUUUAUUUGAAUGGCUGCGAUCUCUGAUGGCUUGUGAUGGGCUUGCGAGAUUGUGUUUCUGCAGGCCGGGCCGGCUGAAUGGGUGCAGUCAUGUCUGAAGAAAUGGAACUCCUGGGGCGAUUAGCAGGCCUGUUUUGUUUCUGUGCUCUUGUCCCAGGUCAUCUGAUAGCAGAGUGGUGACUUUGGUUAAUGAGUCACGCUAAGCAUCUCUUUAAAGGUCAGCCAUUAUGCAGACAGUGGCCCUUUGCCCAGACUGCUAGUCCAUCGGCCAUUGUUCACUUCCCUGGGCUGCCACCGACUAAGUCCAUGUUGUUGCUUCGGUCCUCGGAGGAAGGGACAGAGAGAAUCAGGAGAACUUGGCAGUUCAAGAACUGAUGGUAAACCCCUGUGAAAGCAGCUGGACACCUGCCUAGUUCCUCCUAUUCUGUUGGUGUUUGGAGUGAGCUGUCCCAGCUUGUGUGGGCAGGCGGGCUCUAUGAAGAAGCACCAGUCAGUCCCACGCUGCCGUGCCCACUGGCAGGAUAUAGAUUCUCUUUCUUUAUCGGAGCUCAAAGCCUGAGUUGACAUGGUGCCCGAGCACUCUGCGCAGCGGCAAUCGAUGCCUGAUGCCCACAACAUACUGUCUCUCUCUCUCUCUUUCUCUCUCUCUCUCUCUCUCCUCUCUCUCACUCUUCAUCUGUGCCUCCUCCUCUCUCUCUCGCUUAGCCUGACUGACUCUGGAGAAAAGGCCUUCUGUUCAGCCACAACACACUGCUCAUGUCCCUGUGAGGCUGUUUGUUGUCCAGUUAUGAGGAGGAGGGAGCCCAGCACGGAAAACAAGCCCUCCUCCUUUCAGUUCAGAUAACGGCCCAUUCUGUUGUUUGGCUGGGGACAGGCCUGUGUGUGAGAUUGGGCUUGGCUGGUGUCAGGGUACCGCUUGGAGCUGGCCUGCAGCUGCAUUUUUAGAGUGUGCAGCAUCCAUGAUGUGAAUAAAGCAUUUUAGUGUUUGGAUUGGCCCAGCGUGUUCCCCGUGAAUUUGUAAUUGAUGAAUGACUCAGUGCUCCCUUUUUUUAUGACAGGAAACAAAAUGGUAAUAAAGUUUGUGUGUUUUUUUUAUUUUCUCUUUGCAGAAUAACUCUAUAUCCCCGUCAGAAAGCUUACGCACAGCCAGCGAGAAGCACCGUAGCUCCUCCGACUACAGUUUGGAGUCCAAGAAACGCAAAGUUGAUGAGAAGGACAGCAUGAGUAGAUAUGUAAGUCACAGUUAAUUUUUAAUGUUUUUAUGUCAUGCUUACUUCCUGAAGAAGAUAGAUAUCAAGGUUAACAUUGCUGAGCACAAUGACUGGAGACUAGGUGCAACAGCCAGCCUGACUCUUGGAUUGAAAAACUGCACCAGUGAACCAUUUAGUGCCCAAAACUUGAUUGUAAUUGGUAGCUAGAAAUCUUUUUAAUUAUGUCCUAUUGGGAAUAGAAUUGUGAAGGUGGCUAAUUUGUGAAUCUUCUUUACAGGACAGUGAUGGAGAGAAAAGUGAUGACCUUGUGGUAGACGUGUCUAAUGAGGUGAGAAGUACAGCUUGUACUUGUAAAUGGAGUAUUGAUGUGUACCAGGAUGAAGCUUUUACUCAAUCUUUGAAACCUCUUGGUGUGUUUUUCCAGGAUCCUGCUACUCCACGUGCAAGUCCUGCACACUCCCCGCCUGAAAAUGGCAUCGACAAGCCCCGCCCUCCAAAAAAGGACACACCCAACAGUCCUGCCUCAGUGGCAUCCUCUGGAAGCACCCCAUCCUCCAAAACCAAGGAGCUCAGUCAUGUAAGACAUCAAGAGUUUGUUACAAACUAGGACAGAAAGGGUUUAAAUGAGAAACGCAGAGAGAGUAAAGGGAUAUGUGCAAAUAAAUCUGGGACGUUUUCUGCAGUGGAUUAGAAAUGGCUGUCGGUGCUUUAAGUGCAUGACUAAACGUCAGGGAUAAUAUUGUCCCGAAUCAGGAUCAGUCAGGUCUUCUCUGUUAAUAGCUCAAUGUAUUUAACUAUUCCAGGAUUUUUCUCCCUCUGCCUCACUGAGAGAUUAAAGCCAAAGCAGUAAGGGGAUAAAAACGGCCCCAUCUCUAUUGUGGCCAUAAUAGGUUUUAGAAUAAAUAGCAGUUUAUGGCUCUGCAGGACUAUGAGGGUUGUCAGAAUUAGAUUGGAUUAAGUUCAGUUUGCUCUCAAAUUGUCAGUCUGCACAGUGCCUGCUUUCCGGGAUUGUGAUUGUGCUUGCUCUCUCGUUCCCUCGACAGAAUGACAAAUCCUCCACGCCUGGCCUCAAGUCCAACACCCCCACACCUCGCAAUGAUGCCCCCACCCCUGGCACCAGCUCCACUCCCGGGCUCAGACCCAUCCUGGGCAAACCACCAGGCAUGGAGGCUCUUGGUUGGUAGCAGUCUUUCUCCUCUCUAGCAACUGAGAUAAUCUUUUUUUUUUUUUCCAUCCUCUCCUGAUGUAAAAGAUUAUCACAUACCAAUAUCCAUUUCCUGUCUUUCUCUGUAGCAGCCCCGGCUUUGCGUACCCCGCUGUCCAUCGCAGGCUCCUACCCCACUCCCUUCGCCAUGAUGGGCCACCACGAAAUGAACGGUGGCUUAACAAGUCCUGGUGUGUAUGCUGGUCUGCACAUCUCCCCUCAGAUGAGCGCUGCAGCAGCGGCAGCCUACGGACGCUCCCCAAUGGUAACCCCCUUACCUGUUCGUUUGUGUUAGGGUUGAUCAAGACCUUUCUCACAUCUGUCUGUCAAAGUGUCUUGGUUGUGUUUUAAACUUUAACACUACAGAGCUUUUAUUUUAUUUGCCAGUGUUACUUUAAGACACUGCCAGGUUUGGUGUUUCUUCCUCUGUUAGGCUAACUAAUAGAAUGCUUUGACAAAUAGAUAAGAGUGGUAUCAGUCUUGUUAUCUAACACUGGACAGGAAACAGCGUAUGCAUGUUUCCCAGACUGUCCGUUAAUGAGGCAGAUUGAACUCCUUGAAGUGAAGUGGUUUUUAAAAGUUACUGUGUCUUCUUUUUUCAGGGGUUUGAUCCUCACACCCACAUGAGAGCCCCCGGUCUUCCUGCUAGCCUCACAUCCAUCCCUGGUGGCAAACCGUAAGACUCUUUAAAUGUUUUAUAGUUAAACAUCUAAAAAAUGGAAGUGUAAUAAAACACUCAAACUGGUCUGUUUUUUUCCGUUAGGGCUUACUCCUUUCAUGUCAGUGCAGACGGGCAGAUGCAGCCUGUGCCCUUCCCACCCGACGCCCUAAUCGGCCCUGGUAUCCCACGCCACGCCCGUCAGAUCAACACACUUAGCCACGGUGAAGUGGUGUGUGCCGUUACCAUUAGCAACCCCACACGUCAUGUCUACACUGGUGGAAAAGGCUGUGUUAAAAUCUGGGACAUUAGCCAACCAGGCAGCAAGAGCCCUGUGUCCCAACUCGACUGUCUGGUGAGAGUCACUGCUUUUUGUUCAUCAACAGCUUUUAUGGUUUAGGACAGCUGUCAUUUUAAAGGAAAUUAACUGUUAACACACAACACUUUCCCAGUAAAUAUCCAAUUAUCCUUCGUGAUACAUGAGGAUCACAACAGGCACAUAUCCCAUGUUUGUGUACCAGUGCAUUUGCAGAAAAUGCACCAGUACACAAAUGCAGCUGCUGCAUUUAGUCAAUCUUUGUGUAGAAAAGAAGAAAACAAGCUCUGGCAACAACCUAGACAGAAUUUUUUUUAGGAUCACAGGACAUUUUGGGAUAUUUAAUAUUUGCAUGAUGCUAAAAAGAUGUGUAAACCCAGAAAGUCCUUAAUCCUGUCCAUUCAGUGAAGGUUUGAGCAAACCUUUAGUUUGGUUUAUAAUCACAGAAGGAUUUUUUAUCCUUUUUUCCCACCAACUCAUUCCUAAAUCUCUCUCCAGCUCCACUAAACAUGUAUUGAUUGGCUUUGUCCUCUGUGCAACAGAACAGGGAUAACUACAUCCGCUCCUGUAAGCUGCUGCCUGAUGGCCGCACAUUGAUUGUUGGAGGCGAGGCCAGCACAUUGACCAUCUGGGAUCUGGCCUCUCAGACACCUCGCAUUAAAGCCGAGCUCACCUCCUCAGCACCGGCAUGCUACGCCUUGGCCAUCAGUCCAGACGCCAAAGUCUGCUUCUCCUGCUGCAGUGAUGGGAACAUAGCUGUUUGGGACCUGCACAACCAGACUCUCGUCAGGUAAGAAGAACAUUUAUCUCGUAUGGGCUUUGACGCCAUGACAGAGUUGCUGCUGUGUGAGUAGUUCUAAAAGAUUAAGUCAACAAAUGUUUGUUUGUCCUCUGAAUUCAACUCUAGGCAGUUCCAGGGUCAUACAGAUGGUGCUAGCUGUAUUGACAUAUCACAUGAUGGCACUAAGCUAUGGACAGGCGGUCUUGACAACACUGUUCGCUCUUGGGAUUUGAGGGAAGGUCGGCAGCUGCAGCAGCAUGACUUUACUUCGCAGGUACAGUUGUGUAACUCAGAGGAGAAGACUAAAAUACACACUGAUGUACAGACUUACUGAGGAGGGAGGUUUUUCUUUAUACCCCAGACCUGAAAGUAAAAACUGCUCUGUCCCAUUUCUAGAUCUUCUCUUUGGGCUACUGUCCGACCGGGGAAUGGCUCGCUGUAGGCAUGGAGAGCAGUAAUGUGGAGGUGCUCCACCACUCGAAGCCUGACAAGUAUCAGCUCCACCUGCACGAGAGCUGUGUCCUCUCCCUCAAGUUCGCCUACUGUGGUAUGAAAACAAACACUGAUGAUAGCACUGACUUGAUUUACAGAUCAGGCCUCAGCUCAUCCUUUCGUUAUUGGUGAUAAAUCUAAACCACUCAUUUAAAGCCUGAAUAGUAACGAGCUUUUACAGUUUCACGUUUGAUAAUACUGUAUUUGUACUGUAGGUGUGCUAUUGCCUAAAGGAGCCUGAUUGCAUUGUACCUUUUUUGCAGGUAAAUGGUUUGUAAGCACCGGGAAGGACAACUUGUUGAAUGCUUGGAGGACUCCUUAUGGUGCCAGCAUAUUCCAGGUAUGCAGAUCAAUACAUACUGUCUGCAGUUUGUCCAAAAGUAUGCAGAGUUGUCUCUGAGAGGAAGGACACAGUGACCGCUGUCUGAAAAGACUCUACUAUCAGUGAAAACUGAAACGGAGUUAUUGACCUGACAAAGAAGUCUCUCUUUGAGAGGCAUCAGGCCAAAACUUGAUGUCAUUGCAAUCCUAUCUUCCUCUCCGGACAGCUUAUUUUCUCCUCUGAACUUCUAAUGUAGUUACAAAUGUUAACUGCUCCCAAGACUAACAUGUUUUUCUCUCCCUCCUCAGUCCAAGGAAUCCUCAUCUGUCCUGAGCUGUGACAUCUCAACAGAUGACAAGUAUAUUGUGACAGGCUCCGGUGACAAGAAGGCCACUGUUUAUGAAGUGAUCUACUAA